This is a messenger RNA of Aspergillus terreus NIH2624, 1887 nucleotides long. RefSeq lists its product as uncharacterized. Bases 1 to 1887 code for a protein of 628 amino acids. The record is from RefSeq and is a predicted model, not a curated record. The transcript has 4 exons. Lineage: Eukaryota; Fungi; Ascomycota; Eurotiomycetes; Eurotiales; Aspergillaceae.
AUGGAUCGCAUAGAGCCACUACGUGGCUCUCCCGGUCCUCAGGGGGUUCCUCAGCAGCCCCCCUCUUCCAGUACUUCCACCGCUGGGUCUAGAACGACGUCAUCACAGCCGACUCGACCCCGAGCACCAUCGCUGCGCACCCGUCGUCCAACCAUCCAUCUUCAGCGUCUUCCAUCGGCAGAGAAGACGCCUCAAGUUCGUCGAAGCUCUCAGAGACUAUCUACUCUCGAUAUCCCCAGUGCGAUUCCCGCGUCCCCCAGGCCCUCCCAGGACCUGGACGAGUCAUGGCAAGCCAAUCGCCGUCGCAGCAACUCCGAGCCCCGACCGGGCCGCUGGUCUGCUCCAGAUCCGGCGUUGAUGACCCGGUUGAGGACGGGAGAGCCAAUGAACCCUUUGAUGGAAGAGAACACUAACCCGAGUCCUGUCGCGGUAACUCCAUCAAACCAGCCCUUCGCUCCGUCGCCUCCCCCGGAACAAGCGGAUGUACAACCGGAUGUUCAAUCUAAGGCUGGUAGAGGUCUUAUGCGCUGGACGAGUUCAGCUACUCAUAACCGCUUUUCUCGCAACCGUGCUACUAUCAGUGGAGGCUCACCGUCACCACUGGAGUUUUCCAAUGAGUACCAUCCUCAUAUCGUGGAUGUUUUAGAUGUCAUCGAUCCGGAAGUCUCCGCAUUGUCCACUCUCACGAAUGUCCAGAACUCGCUGUUCGUCCCGAAUUUGGGCCCCCUCAUCAAUCGAAACCAAACGUACACUCUUUCACCGCCGAGGGAUGAUUCUGAUGAGACGACGACCACCGAUGAAGGCGAGGAAUACCCAGAAAAAAGGGACGUUCGUCCAUCAUUAGAACGCCCUUUGACCAGCCUUUCGGCGGUGCUGGAGGAGCAGGACACUCGAUUCGCCGUGCUUCCGGAAGGAAGCAAUCUUGAGGGCUGGACCACAAGAGAUGUCGAAGAACUUAACGAUCAUGUUCGACAUAUGUUACAUUCCCGUCGGUCAAAGUUCAAACGCUCGAUGAAAGGUUUUGGAAAAUACGUGCGGAAACCCCUCGGGUUUCUCAUCACUUUCUAUGCGGUCUCAAUUACCGCUUUUGGUCUCGCUUGGGUACUGUUCCUCAUUGGAUGGAUCAACGUCGGGGGGCGACAGUUGUACAUCAUCAACGUCAUUGACAACGUCCUAGUGGCGUUGUUCGCAGUCAUGGGUGACGGGCUAGCCCCGUUCCGUGCCAUUGAUACUUACCAUAUGAUCUUCAUCGCGCAUUAUACAUUCCUGACAUGGAAAUUGCGUCGGAAGAAGCGUUUGCCGGAUCUCAAAGAUAAAAACGACCUCCCUUCACGCCGCGAGACGGAUAUCGACGUCGAGUUUGGUGAUACACCGAAAGACGAGGAGUUCGAGUACAGCGUGCUGAACCCGGUUCAGCAGCAGAAGCUCAUCCACCACCAGACGAAGCUCUCUAAAUCGCACACUUUCUAUAAACCGCACGAAACAUUAACCCACCACGCCUUUCCGCUACGGAUGCUCAUUGCCAUUGUUGUGCUCCUCGAUUGUCAUUCCUUGCUGCAGAUUGCCCUCGGCGCCUGCACAUGGGGCAUCGACUACCACGUGCGUCCAUUUGCGCUCACAACAGUCAUCCUCUGCUGUUCCAUCACCUGUAACAUUACGGGUGGCGUCCUCAUCAUGAUCGGCGAUCGCAGAACCCGCAAGAAGGACGUUGUCGAGCGAUUGUUCCGCGAGCAGCUAACACGCGAGGCAAUGAAGAAGAUCAAUAAAAAACGCAGAAAGAAAGAAAGGGAAGAGCGAGAAGCAGAACAAGAGGCGUCCCGCGUGUCUACGUCAUCUUCUCGUCCCAGGCCGAGCAUGGCUUCCGAGGUGAUCAAGCCCCCCGCUUGA